This is a messenger RNA of Mycetomoellerius zeteki, 1428 nucleotides long. RefSeq names its product cytochrome P450 9e2. Gene Ontology annotation, molecular function: iron ion binding; heme binding; monooxygenase activity. The coding region runs from base 1 to 1428 and encodes 475 amino acids. NCBI's taxonomy places the organism in Eukaryota, Metazoa, Arthropoda, Insecta, Hymenoptera, Formicidae. The transcript is spliced from 2 exons. The record is from RefSeq and is a predicted model, not a curated record.
AUGGAAUACUGGUCAAUCUCAGUGUUAUCAAUCAUCAUUAAUGCUCUCAUCGGUUAUUAUCUCUUCAAAAAUUUCAACUUUUUUAAAAGACAUGGUAUCAUUCACAUACCAUCUAUUCCGAUAUUAGGUGUCAUGACACCAAUUAUACUUCGCCAAAUGUCAUUUGUUGAUAUUACCCGAAGAAUAUACAAUUUCAAUCGAUAUGCAAAGUACAUUGGAUUAUACGCCACAACGGAGCCAGUUCUCAUGCUACGAGAUCCGGAACUGAUCAAGGCUAUUAUCAUCAAAAAUUCCGAUAAGUUUAUUAAUCGUCCCACUUUCAACAAUUUUAAUGACUAUAUGAUUACGCAGAGUCUGUUUUCUUUACAAAAUACAGAGUGGCGAAACAUAAGAAAUUUACUAAAUUUUUUCUUUACAUCUCAUAAGAUGAAGACUACGUUUAAUUUAAUGUCGAAACAUGCUGCGGAUUUUGCUGAAACAAUUUCAACAUUACCAGCGGAUAAAAGUUAUGUAAAUAUAAAAGAUGUUUUCGAUAGAUAUACGAACGAUGUCAUUGCCUUAUGUAUUUACGGAAUGAAGAUCGAUUCUGUAAGAGAUCCGACAAACAAGUUCUAUGUUUGUGGCAAAGAUAUAACUCAUAUGUCAGCAAUACGCAGCAUAAAGAUAAAGAACGAGAUUGCCAUUCGCAAUGCCGAGCAUGUUACACGUCCGGAUAUGAUACAAUUGAUGUUGAAUAACAGAGGCAAAGAGGGUCAGAUACAAUUGAAUAUAGACGAUAUUUUCGCUCAAGCCUACACUUUCUAUUUUGCUGGCUUCGAAACUAGUUCAAGCGUGAUGUCUUUUAUAACAUAUAAAAUCGUGACUAAUCCAAGUGUUCAGGUCAAAUUACGACAAGAGAUAGAUGAGCUCUUGGACAAAUUGAACGGAAGCGUAACUUAUGAGGCUAUUAAUCAACUCAAAUAUUUAGAUGCAGUAAUAAAGGAAGCUCUCAGACUUUUUUCACCUUCUGUUGUAGAAAGAGUAUGUAAAGAAGCUUAUAAAUUGCCGCCUGCAUUGCCGGGCGAAAAGCCUUUUACUAUAUACAAGGGCAUGAUUAUAUGGAUUCCGAUUUAUGCAAUUCAUCAUGAUGACAAAUAUUACGACAACCCCAUGGAAUUUCGUCCAGAAAGAUUUUUAGAUAAUGAUCAUGAUCCUCCGUUUUAUUUUCCAUUCGGAUUAGGGCCGAGGAUUUGCAUUGGAAAAAGAUUUGGCCUACUUAUAGUCAAAGUAGUACUAUUUCAUAUAUUAGCGAAAUGCGAGUUGGAACUUUGCGUCAAAAGUUUACCAAUAAAAUUCAGCAAGAAACAUUUGAUAAUGAUACCAGAGGAUGGAUAUUGGUUGAAUAUUCAACGUAGAAACGACAAGAAUCCGAUGAAGAAUGUCACUUGA